UACGGGAAACGUGGAAGCGCAGUGCUCCUCUUCUUUCCUUCCCCUUCCCAUCUCCGCCGCCGCCGCCCCUUACUCCUCCAGAGUUGCGCCUCCUCCUCCUCCUCUCCAGUGGCGCCGUCCCCCGCGCCCCUUCCUCCUCGCAGUCACGGCCGCGCGGCACGUGCUCCGCCUCGCCGUCGCCGUUGCCGUUGCCGUCGCCGCCGCCAAGUAAAGAGAGACAGGGAGGCGCAGUAGACGGGGGCGUGGUGAGGAGGGAGUCAAGCGGAGGAAGGAAGGGGGACUGCGGCCGGCGGCGGACUACCAUGUCGUCUCUGGGAACUUCCAAGGGGAUCCUGGAGAUCGCGAAGUUCGGCGUCUACGUCUCCGUGCCCGUCGCGCUCACCUACCUCGUCGCCACCGACUCCAAGACCCUCAAGAAGCUCAUGGGCCUCCGCCCGUACGUGGUUUACCCGCCUGAAGGCCCACGCCCUCCACCGCCAGAAGAACUGCGCGAAAGGGCACGGGAGAUUGCCCGGAAGAGGCAGCAGAGCUGAAUGUAUGCUGUGGGUUCUCUAGGGGCGCCUGUGUGUGUGGCUGUGUCUAUGGAACAACACGGACGACGAAUCCUCCCAUCUCACGAGAACAGCCUGGGCUGGUCUUUAGCAUCCUUUCACUGCUGCUGUUGUUACAAUAAUAAUAAUAAUAUACUGAGAAGCGAGAAUCGGCUAGAUAUAAUAUAAUCCCGUGUAUUUUCUCCUUGGGAGCCAGGUCAUAUUGCACGCUUCACUUCCAACCGUGCUGUUGUAAUGAUUAAGGGUCUGUUUGGUUG
This is a messenger RNA of Zea mays, 808 nucleotides long. RefSeq lists its product as uncharacterized. The coding region runs from base 303 to 533 and encodes 76 amino acids. Gene Ontology annotation, biological process: mitochondrial respiratory chain complex IV assembly. The transcript is spliced from 2 exons. The record is from RefSeq and is marked validated. Lineage: Eukaryota; Viridiplantae; Streptophyta; Magnoliopsida; Poales; Poaceae. Gene Ontology annotation, cellular component: mitochondrion.